UAAAGAUGUCUAGUAUGCCAACAAUAACAACGGCUGCAGAAGAUGGUGGAAGUCGUUCUUUUUGCUAAUUUGUUGCGUAAAAAGCUACUCAACUUUUCCACAGUGCUUAAUCUAAAACUUUCAUUUUUUUUGCUUUACUAAUUCAUAAUGGUCCUAGCUUACUAUAGCUAAUCUAAACGACUGCGUUAUUCUGGCGAUAACGUACACGAUCGAACAAAACAGAUAAACCCCAAAGAAGAAGGAAUAAAUAAAUAAAUAAAAAGCAUCUGUGGCGUGACCAGACUUUUGUCCUUUAGAGGCAGGAACUCGUCUACAGAUAUAAUGGAGGUGGACGAGGUGGAGACAAGAGCGCCGGAGCUUCAGGAGUCCAGCAGGAGGAUAGAAAACAAGAGAAAGACUGAUUCUGAAGAAGAAAGGGAUGAUGAUGAAAAUAUGUCUGAAUCUCCAUGUGACUCCAUUUCCUCCAUGCAUGAAACUCCCAGCAAGGCAACAAAGUUGGAAAAUGGUUGCAACUCCUUCAAUCUAAUAAAAAAUUCAGUUGUGGUUUUGACCAGACUGCCCGAAUAUAAAAUUGGUGCUCUGCGGCCGCCAACACCUGCACAAUUCUACAGUGAAGAUGAAUCCUUGAGCAGCUCGGAUUCUGAUAUGCCAUGGGAAUCAGAAGAGGACUCUAGUGAUUCAGAUUUUUUAGUCUUUAACAAAACAUCAAAAUCCACAACAACUGAAAUAAUAAGAGUUCCUGCAGUACCUACGACCAGUAAUGUUUUUGGCCAUAGCUCUCGUGAAACUACAAAGGUCCGCCCUGAUAUGCCAGAGGAAGAGAUCAAAGUGGACAUGAUGGUCCUGGCCAGGAGGAGACCCAUGAGGUGGCAGCGGGGGAAAAUAGUGGAAAUUGUUACAAAAGAGGAUGGGCGGUUAAAGUACAAAGUCAGUUUUGAAGAAAAGGGGAAGUGUCUUGUAUCUGGACACCACAUCGCCUUUGACACGAGACCAAAGGUGGAGCAGCUGUAUGUCGGCGCCCGUGUGGUGGUCCGGUGUCAAAAUAACAAGUUCAGGUUUCGGCCUGGAAUUUUGUCCGAACUCCCCAGCAGAAAGAACCAAUUCAGGUUUUUGGUGUUUAUGGAUGACCACACACCAGUAUAUGUUGGAUUACCUUUAUUUCAUCUGGUAUGCAGACCAUUGGAUGAUGUCUUUGACGACGUUCCAGACGGCCCCCACAAGUGUUUUAUGAAGCAGUACCUGAAAGACUGGCCAUACCCUCGUUUAAACAAGUACAGGGCUGGACAAAGCUUUAAUGUAGAAUUAAAUGGAGUCCAGCAGAGGUGCGAGGUGCUGGCUGUCGACUGCAGCUUAAUGCAGAUUGUUUUUCAGGAAAAUCAGCGUCGGGAAUGGAUCUUCCGAGGCUCCAUGCGACUGGAACACAUUGCUAGGUUUUGGGAGGUAAAAGAGAGGGAAGAGGCCAAGGAUGAUUCUGACUCUGAUUAAUCCACAGACACAGGUAAACUGUGAACUGACUGUGGACAAUAAAACAUGAAUGAAUUAUUUAAAGAGUGUCAUCAAUGUUUAUCACCUCAGAGGUGAAGUUCCAUAUGAAUUUUUGUUUGUGGGGGAGGAAAGAAACAUUUAUACUCAAAUAAUUUUUUUUUUGUCAAAAUGAGUCUGUAUUAUGUUUAAAUAUGAUUUUCUCCUUUCUUCUGUUUUACUUCUGUUGAGUAUAAAGAUCUUACCUUGUAAUGAACUCUGCAGAUUAAUUUGAAAUAAACUGAACUGUGAAACAGUCA
Messenger RNA from Melanotaenia boesemani (Boeseman's rainbowfish), 1781 nucleotides. RefSeq names its product histone-lysine N-methyltransferase SETDB1-B-like. Gene Ontology annotation, biological process: heterochromatin organization; negative regulation of gene expression. The transcript has 8 exons. Gene Ontology annotation, molecular function: histone H3K9 methyltransferase activity. Bases 322 to 1485 code for a protein of 387 amino acids. Gene Ontology annotation, cellular component: nucleus. Lineage: Eukaryota; Metazoa; Chordata; Actinopteri; Atheriniformes; Melanotaeniidae. The record is from RefSeq and is a predicted model, not a curated record.